AUGCUAACCAAUGACAUGAAAGAGAGAAACACUAACAGCAUCCAAGUGGAUGACUUGGAAAACGAUACUGUUCAUCAACUCCUUCUCUUCUUGUACUCCGAUAAUGUUGACAAUCUCCAGUGGGAAUCUGCUAUUAAAUUGUACUACGCCGCAGAUAAAUAUGAAGUAGAAAAACUAAAAGUGAUAUGCUCUUCUUUCCUUGUUGACAAUUUAAGCACGUCCAAUGCUAGUGAACUUCUACUGUUAGCGGAUACCCACAACGAUUCUAAUCUAAAGAAGGUUCUGGAAGAUUUCAUCUUCGAACACCAGAAAUUGGUUUAUGAAUCAGAAGAGUGGGAAAAUUUAAUUAAAAGAAAUCCUACGUUAGUUAGUAAAACAAUGCUCGAGAUUUUCAAAAGAAAAAUAUAA
This is a messenger RNA of Argiope bruennichi, 408 nucleotides long. RefSeq names its product speckle-type POZ protein B-like. Gene Ontology annotation, biological process: regulation of proteolysis; proteasome-mediated ubiquitin-dependent protein catabolic process. NCBI's taxonomy places the organism in Eukaryota, Metazoa, Arthropoda, Arachnida, Araneae, Araneidae. The coding region runs from base 1 to 408 and encodes 135 amino acids. Gene Ontology annotation, molecular function: ubiquitin protein ligase binding. Gene Ontology annotation, cellular component: cytoplasm. The transcript has a single exon. The record is from RefSeq and is a predicted model, not a curated record.